Harmonia axyridis is the source of this 2021-nucleotide messenger RNA. RefSeq names its product WSCD family member AAEL009094. The record is from RefSeq and is a predicted model, not a curated record. Lineage: Eukaryota; Metazoa; Arthropoda; Insecta; Coleoptera; Coccinellidae. The transcript is spliced from 5 exons. The coding region runs from base 299 to 1216 and encodes 305 amino acids.
CGACGCUGUGGACGCCAGGCCUCGGCUGAUGGAGAUCGGUGACGCCCUAGCAUCGCCCAGAAUCACCGCUAAAAUCUUUACACGCGCAAGGUGUAGAUAGCCCUUCAGAACUGUAGCAACCUCGAAGUGUUGAUGUGGCGCCAGUAGUUCUCCGGAAAAUUCGUAGUUUUCCAUAAAUUUAUCUAGGAAAUUGUUGAUUAUUUUAACUAUGCAGGAAUACUGUCAGAUUAGGGUUGUUAUGAGUUUUUGAUUUGAAUCCGAACAAGAACUGACCAAGUUGAAAACUAAAAAUGGACAAAUGCAUGUCAACAGGUUCAGAUUUUGGAUAUUGUCACUUUUGUUGUUCCUUUAUUUAGCAGGAGUACUGAUUAUCUCUGCUAUAACACUUCAAGAUUCGAAAAAUAAACCUACAAAGCCAAAACCACAAUACUUACAAGUGUCUAAGCUCAAACACUACGAACUCAAUUUCUCAGGGUUCAAGUCGCCUCUACCCAAGUCCAAAAUCAACUGGUGCAAGGAACUAAAGUAUUUAGUACCGCCUAGACCACCUGUAGCCUUAGCGUCAUUCCCAGGUAGUGGUAAUACGUGGGUGAGGUAUCUCUUACAACAAUCUACAGGGAUACUGACAGGUUCAAUAUAUAGAGAUUAUAGUCUUUUGAAAAAUGGCUUUCCAGCGGAAAAUGUGGUUAAUGGUUCAGUUCUACUCGUGAAGACCCACGAGUUUGGACAAAACGCGAAGAAACUUUACUCCAAAGCCAUAUUGCUAGUCCGAUCACCAACGGCUGCAAUACAGGCCGAGUUUAACAGACAGAGUGGAGGACAUGUUGGAUUCGCCUCUCCUUUGAGAUACAAGAGGAGCAAGGGGAAGUCAUUUUCAGCAGAUUGGGAACAGUUUGUCUAUGACAAACUGCAAGCCUGGAAGCAAACAAACCUGGACUGGCUGUACAACUUCACAGGACCAACUCACGUCAUCUUUUACGAACACUUGGUGGACAAUCUGGAGAACAACUUGCGAUCCAUGCUCAAUUUUUUGGAACAUCCAAUUUCUGAAGAACUUUUCAAUUGUGCGAUGGAAAGGAAGGAAGGCAUUUACAGGAGAAAGAAGAGGGCGAUUGUUUUUGACCCUUUCUCUUCGAAGAUGAAGGAAAAAAUAAAAGAAGAACAAGAGAGAGUUUAUGAAGCUAUAUAUAACUUCGCGUCGCCUACCAAGAGAUAAUAUUGAGAAGAAAACUAGUAGUGAUGAAAACGUAGACAAUAAGAAAAAUACAUAUAAAGGAAAACUUUAAUCACGAGAAGUCUGAGUAGAUACUUAAAAAAUAUAUGACUAAAAAAGAGAAACACAAAAACAUUUGCAAAGACGCGAUUUUUGCAGUUUUAGCAAUGCUAUAUUAUCUAAAACAAUAUCGAGUUGAUUUUGAGGAUGAAUACAGGGUGAUCUCAUUGUUUUCACUUGUUUUCUGGGAUGAGUUAAACAUUGUAAAAUGUGUAACUGAUAUGACUAAGAUUUAUUUCUUCGCAUUUUAUAGUCCUUCAUUGUAAGAUAUUUAGGUAUAACAUUGUGUAUAAUGAGAAAUGUUUCAAUUUUUAUUUAGAGUCAAUAUCUGAUUAACUCACCCUGUAUGACCGUGAUUGAUAUUUGUAUGUGGUCUUUUAAAUUUGAUAAGUAGCUCAAUUGAAUAUUCGAUCGUAGUGUAUAUGAAUGUGAAUUCUGUUAAUAAGCUUGUUUGUAUGUAUAUUUGUUAUUCUUAAUGUUGAAAUAUAAUUGAAAAGAUUUGAUCUGUACCUAACAUGAAGUAGGUAUAGCAUGAAUAGUAAAUGUGAACACACCCUAAGAGUGGUAUAAACAUAUGAAAACAUUUUGUAUUGUGCCAAAAUAUUCGCCAGUUUGAUUUAAUGAACGAAAUAGGAUUGAAUGAAAAGGCCUAUAACGGCGAAAUUUUUGGAUUUGUCUAGAAAAAUAUUUAUUCUGGUUUUCUGGAUGUUAUAUGUUGUUUAUACUGAAAGUAAAUUUUUUUAAUUAA